GCAUACGAUGCACAGAAAGGGGAUGUAGCUCAGAUGGUAGAGCGCUCGCUUAGCAUGCGAGAGGUACGGGGAUCGAUACCCCGCAUCUCCAUUUAUUUUCCUUUUUUGUUAAUUUUUUUUUAUUUGUUCAAAGGUCGGGGUGCCUAGGAUGUCGUGCCGGUAUCGGUCGUCAUCUUUCUCAUUGAUCUUCAUCGCCACGUCAUGAUUGAUCGUUGACGAACUAUAAAAAGGACUCGCUCUCAUUCUUUAGAGGAAUUAUCCCCAUCCAAUAUCUCAAGCUCAACCUCCAUAGCUCUCGAUCGCUUGUUUUGCAACAGAAUUUCCCCUCAUCACUGUUUUGCGUCCGCCAUGAAAGUUCCAUCCAACAAAGCUCGAGAUGAUGCUUAUACAGAGGCAAAGAGUUCCUAUUUUGAUUUACCGGGUUUGGAUGUUUCCCUGGCAUUUCCCCAAGCAACUCCCGCCUCAACCUUUCCUCCUUGCACAUCGGACUAUUAUCAGUUUGAUGAUUUAUUAGACCCUGAAGCUAAGUUGACUAGACAGAAAGUGAGAGAGUGUAUGGAAAAAGAAGUUGCUCCAGUAAUGACUAAGUAUUGGGAGAAAGCUGAGUUUCCUUUUGAAGUCAUCCCCAAGCUUGGCGCCCUGAGGAUUGCGGGAGGCACAAUCAAGGGUUAUGGCUGUCCUGGUCUUUCCAUUACUGCAAGUGCCAUUGCUACUGCAGAGGUUGCCAGGGUCGAUGCAAGCUGCUCUACUUUCAUAUUGGUGCAUUCUUCUUUGGGAAUGCUCACGAUUGGUGAAUCCUUUUAUAUGGCUAUUUAUUCUAUUUUUUUAGUUCCAAAGAGAAAUGAUUGUGUACUGGAAGGAUACUUCACGUACGCUUCUCCUUUCUCAAUGAUGAUUUAUGCUUUUGAUUUUUGGUCUUUCUUAAUAGCAAUAUGUGGAUCUGAGGCGCAAAAGCAAAAAUAUUUACCUUCAUUAGCCAAACUCGACACUGUAGCUUGCUGGGCUCUCACCGAACCUGACUAUGGAAGUGACGCAAGUGCUUUGAGAACAACUGCGAGAAAGGUUGAAGGUGGUUGGAUCCUUGAAGGGCAAAAGCGAUGGAUAGGAAACAGUACCUUUGCAGACAUAUUGGUUAUCUUUGCUAGGAAUAUAUCCACGAACCAGAUUAAUGGAUUUUUAGUAAAGAAGGAUGCUCCAGGAUUACAAGCCACUAAGAUAGAAAACAAGAUUGGGCUCCGCAUGGUUCAAAAUGGAGAUAUCUUGUUGAACAAAGUUUUUGUCCCCGACGAAGAUAGAUUAGCUGGUGUAAAUUCUUUUCAGGAUACUAACAAGGUGCUUGCCGUGUCACGUGUUAUGGUCGCAUGGCAACCUAUUGGCAUUGUGAUGGGCGUUUAUGACAUGUGCCACAGAUAUUUGAAAGAGAGGAAGCAAUUUGGAGCACCAUUAGCAGCUUUCCAAAUCAAUCAACAGAAACUAGUUCAGAUGUUGGGUAAUAUACAAGCUAUGCUCUUGGUUGGGUGGCGUCUAUGCAAGUUGUAUGAGAGUGGUAAAAUGACUCCUGGUCAUGCUAGCCUUGGAAAGUCAUGGAUUACCUUAAGAGCAAGGGAGACAGUAUCUAUUGGUCGGGAGUUACUCGGUGGUAAUGGGAUAUUAGCAGACUUUUUGGUUGCCAAGGCAUUUUGUGAUUUGGAGCCGAUAUAUACGUACGAGGGAACGUAUGACAUAAAUACACUAGUAACAGGGAGGGAGGUAACUGGCAUCGCUAGUUUUAAGCCGGCCCCUAUUAGGCAGCAGAGCCGCCUGUGAACCACACUGUAUCUGGUGUUAUAUACAAGAAGAACAAAAAAGAGCUUGUAACGCGCAAUCAAGAUUUGUUGGUGAAGUAACCCUAAAAUGUCAUAAAUGUCCCGUACUGCUUGGACCGUUGAUUUAUAAUAAUUGGUGCAGUCCUAAGUGCAAUCUAUGGGACUAAGUUCUUUUUUUUUUCAAUGGGACGUUGGGUGGAUGAAUGUUCAGUUACAAAAAGUUUUGCAUGUUCUACAACUCUCUUUUCUCAUUAGCAUUAUCUGUAGAAUUCAUCAACUUUGUUACUACCUACCUGGAAAGGGCCUUAUAAAAUAUAAAUGUGUAGGGAAAAAUAGUACAACAUGAGAGAUCCAAAUCGCUGUAUUUGAGGUGCAUUUGAAUCGACAUUCGACAUUCGAUCUCAAUACAACAGCAGGUGAAGAAAUUAUCCUUAGCAAUUUGUACAGGAAAGGAAGAGCAGACGCAAUUUUGAAGAAAAAGGAUGGAAAGGAAAUCCAAAUGCGAUCACACCCCAAUUCUAUCCCCUUCUCAUAGGAAUGGACCUGCUCUGUUCCAACCCAACCCCGUCACCAUCUCCAUCCAAUUCAAAGUAUAAAGCUCGAAAACUAACUAUAUAAAGCUCGAAAGCUAACUAAAUUCUCUCUCCACUUGAUGAUCAAAACGUGGUAAUCAAACUAAAGUCAGAUAAAUCUAUCAAAGCUACCUCUUCUAAGCAUUCAUUACUUUCCACUAAAUCAAUUUAAAGGCGUGCCAUCAUGACUCACCUACCAGCCGUUGCUCGGAUCAUCAUAAGAUCCACAGCCCUCCCGCCGACGAGCUGCCUCCCGCUGAUUACCCAGCAUCCGAAUUUUUAACUGGAGCUGAGCCGCGGCUGCAAACAGUUUCACAUUCUGAAUAGGCGACAGUAUUCCAACCAUCCUCUCCGCCGUCCUUAUCCUCAACCCAUCCGCAUCACUCAGGGUAUUCACCAUUGCCAACCUCAAGCUCUCAAUCUGAUCACCCACCUCAUCUAUUGCGCCAUCAAUGGGCCAAUACCCGGUCUGUCUCUUAGCCAGCUCCACCAUUGGCGGCCCACCAACGCUCUCCUGGAUCCUCGCCAUGUCUUCAUUUAGGAGUUUUUCUUGCCUGUUGGUUUCCCUGCUCAGGGUUUCGAUGCUCCUGAUUUGGUCAUCGGUUAAAUCGUCCACCGACCUCAUCGCCAGGCUGGAUACUACGCCGGGUUUGAACCCGGCAAUCCAGAGCAAAGUUCUUUCCAAUGGAGAAAACCAAGGUGCUGAAAAUGCUAAGAAAACGUUAGCAUUGGCCAUCCUGGAUUUUUCAGAAUAGUAUUCUUGAUAGUGCUCAAGAACUCGAGCUAUUAAAUCCCUGGCCGUAUUCUCGUCAGCCUGGGUAGAUCCUUGAACUGCCAUAAGCUCAUUCAUCAGCUCUUC
This is a messenger RNA of Oldenlandia corymbosa var. corymbosa, 3236 nucleotides long. The record is from the annotation of a GenBank genome assembly. Lineage: Eukaryota; Viridiplantae; Streptophyta; Magnoliopsida; Gentianales; Rubiaceae.